AUGGCAAGCAAAGUGAUUAUUUAUAUUUCGUUUUAUUUGUACGUUUUAAUACGAGUAUCUGAAACUGCUUCUACCGUGCAGACAAUAAAUGGAAAAAUUAAAAUAACAGUUGGUACAGCUUCGGGUUGUCGUGACACUGCAAAUUUUAUAAACCACCAACUCAAACCAGCUUAUGAUCAGUACAGUCAAUUCUUGGAGCUUGAAUUUGUGCCUUGGGGUAGAACAAGAAGGAACCAGAAUGGAACCGUGACAUGCCAAUUUGGACCUAACGACUGCUGGGCUAACCGUCUACAUAGAUGUGCCUUACAUUUAUUAAAAGGCAAUCAGCAUGCUCAGUUAAAUUAUAUGUUGUGUGAGUUUUCAAGUUACCCAGCAUAUUUGCAAACGAGCUAUUUGUGUGCACAAGCCGUUGGAUUGAACUUGAUUGACGUUGAUUAUUGUAUCGUUUCGUCUAGUGAUUCCCUUGAAAUAAUUGCUGAAGAAGCAUCAAUUGCGCCGAUGGAAGCGAUAAACUUUGUACCUUUCAUAACAUUUAAUGACGUUAUUGAUGUUAACGUACACAAUCAAGCAAGGAGACGACUAAACAGCGUUUUGUGUUUUGCCUUAGCUGAUGAUCCUUCUACAGGAAUCACUAAGUGCAAAAUUUAA
Parnassius mnemosyne (clouded apollo) is the source of this 648-nucleotide messenger RNA. The record is from the annotation of a GenBank genome assembly. NCBI's taxonomy places the organism in Eukaryota, Metazoa, Arthropoda, Insecta, Lepidoptera, Papilionidae.